GGAAGUCGAGGUCCAGCGCUUCCCUUCCCGAAGUUGAAGGCGUUCUAGUGGAGCACCCGCCGAGCGGCUGCUACCGUGUCGGGGCUCGACGCAAUGGAUCUCGGGGCGGCGGGACCGAGCCCGGAGGAGCCCAUGGCGCAGCUGCGGAGGCUCAUCGGGGCGCUGCGCUCCGUGCUGCCGCGGGUGCGGGAUGGCGAGGCCCGGGAGACCGCGGAGGCGUUCGACGCGCACAGAUUUUGGGACAAGCUCGGGCAGAGGGCUCUGGCGGUGUCCCAGGAAGCCACGAAGCUGAGCCUGGCCUUCGCAAGACCUCCCCUGCCUUCCCCAGAGGACUGCAGGAAACUCUGUGAAAGUAUCCAGAAUGCUGUGUUGGCAGAGGUUUCCGAAUACUACUGGCUUCCUAAAGACCAAGGUAUCACGUUACGAAAAAUGGUUCGAGAUACUGUUGUGGAUGUAGUGGAGGGAAUGGCCCAGCUUGCAGAGGUGAUUGUUAGAGCUCGACCUCAAUGCAUAACGCAUGAGUAUCUCAGAUCAACUGGCAGUAUCUGGGAAACGUGUGACCAGGUGUCUCAUCUACCAAAAGAUAACAAAGCAGCAGCCCUUUUAAUGCUGGCUUCCUAUCUGCGAGUAGUGAAGGAUGCACUUGAGGAAAUGGAGCAGGCACAGGGGGACGGUGGAGACCCUUACAGUGACAUCUUGGAAGAUGAUGAAUUGGGAUCUCGGGGUAAUAGGGACACAUACUGGUCAGAGGAGGACCAGCAGCUCUUAGCCCCUUGUAUGGGACUGAUGAAAGCCUCUAAAGCUUGCCUCAAGAAAGUCAGGUCAUCAGUGGAAACCCACGGGAAGACAGUUGUCUCGGAUCAGGUUGCCCAGCUAGAUGACAUUGUAGACAUUUCCAAUGAGAUCAGCCCUAGUGUGGAUGAGUUGGCUCUGAGCAUGUAUCCACCUUUAAAUCGGAUGGCUGUGCGACUAAAUGCUGCAAAACUUGCAUCUGUGUUGAAAAAGGUUCUUGAAAUCACAAAGGCAAGUCAUGUAUGUCCCCAUGAGGAAGAAAACUGGAUCCAGUUUCUCUCAAGUGCCAUUGAUCACAACAUGAACAAAAUCAAGAACCUUACCCAGGGUGAACUUUGAGCCUUCUUCCUCUUCCUCUCAUGGCGCCACAGCCAGGCUCUGAUGUCAACUGUUAGGAUGGAGCCAACAAGCUUCCUGGGUCAGGAGAGCUGGAGACUGCACUUAAGAAGGCUGUGUCCAAAGGCCAUCAACUAACCACGGCUGUUAAGUGUGUGCAAACCAUGUGAGCUCCAUGCUUUUUAUGGGCAGAAACAAAAGAUGAUUAUAUGACCUUCUAUUUAUGCUUCUCAGAUUCCUGGAGAGCUUUGUCCUGUAUAUUCUUUAUUUACAAUAAAAUAUCUUUUUUUUGUUUCUGGAGACGAUGCCAGGUCCGUAGUGGCAAUUCUUCUAUGAGUCUAUUAGUCAUUGAGUAUUAAGUGCCUACUGUGUGUCCAGCACUAUUCUAGGUGCUGAGGAUACAGAUAUGAAAUAGGAAGCAAUCUCCACUUCCGAGGAGUUCAUAUUUGUCCUCCACAUCUUGCCACACAUAAAAUGAGAGUGUGCUCCUGGCAUCUUUACCCAAAUCACUGUGAGCUCAUUUGCUUUGGUUUUAUUAUCAGUAAAAGCAGAGCCAUCAUUUGCUGUGACUAGUACUGCACUGUAACUAGGAUUUCAUGUGUCUGUACUUCAUUUGCUAAUGCAUGUGGUGACCCUUCUGUGCUUUGAUAUAGAUGGCUUCAGCAGUUACUGUACUGUACCUGCCACCACGCCUUCUUCCCCUAUUCCUUAUCCCCAGCUCCCAAAAAAGGAAAGAAAAAAAUACACAUGGUGACCUGCGUUAGUUUUCUCAACUUUAGGGCAGCUGGCCUUUGGAUGGCAGACCCAGAGUCAUUUCCUGAGCCAGGACUUGAAGCCUUUCCUGCUUUGCAUAGGACCUCUCUGUUAGAGCUUGUGCUCUCCUGGCCGGAGCUGUAGAGAACCAGUGGACUUCUCCCUACUGCGAAGCUUCUGGGCACAACUUCACAUGACAAGGGAUGGUUGAGGUUCCUCUGUUACACUGGAACUUCGCUGUGUCAAAGUUGACAGCUGGCAGGAGCUCAAGAUGCUUUGUUGAACAGAGAUUUCAUUUGCUUUUGUCUGUAUCCCUUUCUGUCCCUGAGACCAGAAGUGAGCCACUCGACCCCAUCUGAGCCAGUUGCCUUGCAAAAUAGGGGUGACUGGAAUUGGCACUGCCGGCCGUGCAGGGCGUGUAUGAACAGAAUGAAAGAAUGUAUACAACGCACUUUGUGAAUUGAAAGAAGAAUUGUGAACUGUUAGUACCACAACCUACUCUGUAAUGAAGGUUUGUAAACGAAGUGCUUUGAAAUGUGCUGGAGGGCCUUGGAAGCUUGUGUACAUUUGCAUCUUCAUAUGUGAAAUUUUCUUAGAAUGAGGUAAAUAUGGAACGAUAUUUCAGUAGCAUUUUUUCAUGUGUUGGAAAGGCUUUCCUCACAGACUCACCCCUAGUCUAUUUUCAUCCUGUAAACCAAUCUCUGCUGUUUUAACUUGUUAACAGAAACCCAGGGAACUGUUAAAAUAAGAAACAUUGGCAGGUGUGCGUUAUACACAGGGUGUCCCAAAAGUCUUGUUUUAAGUUAUUAAAGUUCAACAUUUA
Phascolarctos cinereus (koala) is the source of this 2704-nucleotide messenger RNA. RefSeq names its product cyclin D1 binding protein 1 (gene CCNDBP1). NCBI's taxonomy places the organism in Eukaryota, Metazoa, Chordata, Mammalia, Diprotodontia, Phascolarctidae. The record is from RefSeq and is a predicted model, not a curated record. Gene Ontology annotation, cellular component: nucleus.